Coprinopsis cinerea okayama7#130 is the source of this 879-nucleotide messenger RNA. RefSeq names its product DUF636 domain-containing protein. NCBI's taxonomy places the organism in Eukaryota, Fungi, Basidiomycota, Agaricomycetes, Agaricales, Psathyrellaceae. The coding region runs from base 1 to 879 and encodes 292 amino acids. Gene Ontology annotation, molecular function: carbon-sulfur lyase activity. The record is from RefSeq and is a predicted model, not a curated record. The transcript has a single exon.
AUGUCAACCCUAGUCAAAGCCCAAUGCCUCUGCGGCACCAACAAAUACCACCUCUCCUUCCCAACCUCCUCCCUCCCCAUCCCGACCUCCAUCUGCAACUGCAACACCUGUCGACACGCGACCGGACAAUCCUUUGCUAUGUACGUUGAUUUGGACGGUCCGCCUUUGUCCUUGUUCUCCACCGAAACCUCGUCUACGGGGGAGACCCAACCUGCAGUAGCUAAUCUGGAUGAGGAAGGGAAUCUAACGACGUACGCUUCCUCGGAGGGCGGGAAGAGGUAUUUCUGCAGCACAUGCGGUGCACAUAUGUUCUUUAGCGUUGAGGAUCCCAAGGACGGGAAGGUGAGAUGGGAAGCCUGCGCGGGGGUGUUGGAAAGGUUCGACGGGAUCGUCACGAUUGACAAACAUAUCUUCCUGGGUGACACACUUGACGGUGGUGCUUCGAAACACAUCACGCGUUAUGGAGGAAAUACUCUUCCACGGUACAAGGCUCUUCGAAGUCCAGGAGACGCUCUUCCACAUGACUGGAAUCACACUCCUCAGCCGUCAGACACCACCACCACGCCCUCAAACGACCUCCUCCACUUCCACUGCCUCUGCAAAUCAAUCUCUUUCCACAUCGAACGACCCACCAUAAUCACCAACCCUUCCGAAGAAUGGUGGUUCGUCCCAGGCAAAACACCCUCCGAUCCUAUCCGGUACAGCACAGAGUACUGUUUUUGUACCAGUUGCAGGCUGAGCAGCGGGUGUGUCGUUACGACGUGGUCGUAUGUUCCUUUUGAUUGUACUCUCGUCUCGUCCGAGUGUCCAUCCGAACACAACAAACUCGAAGUCAAGCAUAUCCACCAGCCGACCCAAAAACCCGACCACCAGCUCUAA